UGACACGAAUAGCAACGCACAUAUAUCAACGACAAUGUAUGCCACGGAAUAGUUGAAAACAAAUUUCCUAGCUGCUUUGUCGGCUAGUCAACCGCUGGCGACUUCUUUCGACAUGUCUUGGAAAUAUUAAUAUUAUAAUAGAAGUUCUUGUAACUCGUGUCAAGAUGUCUCCACUUAUGUUAUUACUUGCCAUAAAUUGUUGACAGGGUGGAUGCCGAUGUGUAGAUGGUGGAAAUGCACGUGUGCUGUUUAAUGUGAAGAUAUGGAUAUUCAUACAGAGUUGGUGCAACAUGAAUUACAGCGACAAAAAGUGAAGUCUCCAGCAAUACAAAGCAACUCGACUAAAUCGUUUACUUCAGUACUAUCCCAGAGGCCGACAAUGGCGAAUUCUGUUUGCGAGAGUAAAGUGCAAACAGGUUAUGUUGAGAAUAAUGCAGUGUGUUCAAAUUCAUAUCCAGCAAUAAACUGUAAUUUUAAACCUUCAGGGAACUAUCGUCAUAUUAAAUUGACUACAGAUAUUCCUGGAAAGAAGAAGAAAAAGCAGGUUUCUGCCGAUGUUACGGAAAGCAUAAACAAUCUGAAAGGAGAACGUGGAAGUAGACAGCAUAAAGGUGGGAACGAAAUUCCUAUAUUAAUGAAUUUCAAAGUGGAAGAUAACGUCACAGAUUUUAAAUUCAAACGUAUAAAUAUACACGAAAAAGCUCUUGGGAUUCAGGAAAUAAAUACCUUCAAAGAGGAGGAUGUUGCAAAUUUGAAACUAAAAAGCAGAAGCAAGCAGUACAAAGGAACAGUUGACAUUAAAGAGGGCAAUACUUUCAAAAUAGAAAGUAACAUAAAAUUGGAAUACAAGCCAAAGAAAGAGACUAUGGAAAUUCAGAAAGUAAAUGUUUCUGAACUGCUUUUUCCUGCAAAUAUGAGUCCUGAAGCAGGUCCAGGGCCUUCACAUAAAUCUGAAGUGGGAAGUACCAUAAAUUUGAAACUGAAACAUAGAAAGAAGCAACAUCAAGAGUCUAUCAUGAUUCAGAAAUCACGUAAUUCCAAAGAGGAAGAUACCACAAAUUUGAAAUACAAAAGCAGAAAUGAUCAGCACAAAGGAUUUCGCAAAAUUAAGAAGUUAAAUAGCCCUAAGUCGAAAGGUAUUGUAAAGUUGGAACAUAAACACAUAAAUAAACCUCCAAGAAAAGCUAUUAAGAUUGAGAACUUAUGCAAUUCAAAAAAGGAAGAUGUUACAAAUUUGGAACUGAAGUGCAGAAAUAAUCAGCACAAAGGGGUUAUCAAAAUUAAGAAAUUAAAUAGAUCCAAAGUGAGGGGUACCAUGAAGUUUGGAAACAGACAGAGAAAGAAGCCCAAGGAAGAUGCUAUCAGGAUUCAGAAAUUAAAUUACUCUGAAGUGACUAUUUCUGCAGGUACAAUUCCAGUUGGAAUUCCAAAGCCUUCACAUACCCUGUUGUUUGAUAAGGUGCAAUGCAGUGUGUCUGCAAUGUUGCAGUUGAGGGAUGCUAAUGCAUCGUCAAAGACCAUGUCUCUGUUUAUGGAUGCAGGUCAGCCUGUGUUCUUGGUAAUACAGUGCAUUAGGAUUCCUAAGAUGUACAACAAAAAUUUCAGAUUCCGUUUGCCUCACCCACUGAUUGACAAAUCGUCUGAUGUAUGUCUUUUUGUUCCUGAUCUCAAGAAAGGAAAGAGAGAGGAUCAUGAACCAACAAUUAAACAUUAUAAGGACCUUUUAGAAAAAAAUAAUGUAACUGGAAUUUCUCAGGUGAUGCCACUGAGACAGGUGCGAGUGGAAUAUGAACAGUAUGAGCUUCGCCGUCGUUUAGUGAGCCAGUUUGAUUUGUUCCUGUCAGAUGGUCGUAUUGCUGGGCAUAUAAUUAGACUUCUUGGCAAGGAGAUCUAUAAGAGACGGAAGUUACCAGUUCCGGUGGAUAUGAGAGUAAAGAAUCUAAAGGAUGAAUUCGAAAGAGCUCUCUCCAAGACACUAAUGAUGAUGAAUACAAAUGGAAAUAAAGCAGCUCUCAGGGUUGGGCACACAAAGCAGUCGGUAAUGCAGAUAGCAGAGAACAUCAUGGCUGUUGCAGAUUGUCUGGCAGAACACUAUCCUGGAGGAUGGGACAACAUCCGCUCCCUGAAUAUUCAGUUGCAAGACUCCCCAUUCAUACCUGUAUAUAUUACACUCAAGAGUAGCAAUGAGGUGAAUGUGCCAGUUGUGAAUCCUGUCAUACCAAAGAAAGCAAGACCAGUUGAGGGAGAGCUCACUACAUUCCCAGGAACACAUGUCACAGUCAUGCCUAAUGGUGAGGUGAUCGUGAAGAAGCUGGAGCGGACAAAGGAGGAGAAGGAGAUGGGUCUGAGUGAUUCAGACUGGGAGGAAUACGACUCUAAUGAGGAGAUGGAUGUAGAUAGUGCAGAUGAAAUUCUUACAGUUCCCACAGAAGAGAAGACAGAAGUUGGACCACAGCCUGGCUCAGAAGAGGAACAGGAAUCAGAUGAUGGAAAUGAAAUUGUGGCUGAGGCUGCUGAGGAUGCAUAUCUCAGUGAGUGGUCAAAGCAGUGGAAUGCAAAUACUGAAGAAGAAAGUAAUGAUAAAAAGAAGAGGAAACAAAUUGAAGCUACUAGCAAGCCAAAUGGUGAGCCUGAGAAGAAGAAACUGAAAUUUGUUAAGAGGAAAAACAAGAAACAGAAAGAAAUAGAAGAUGGAGAAGAAAAGAACAACAAACUAGUGAUGCAAUAGAAAUUAUGGAAAAACUAUGAUCAUAUUCAAAGGUACAAUCUUAUUCUUUCCAGCUGAUGCUGCAACCACAACUUCAAUUUCCUGGAAGUCCUGAAAUCGUUGUACAUCUUUGUCCUUACGCACAAGUGUGUCUGGAAGCUUACGGACACGUACGAUCUGAUUAGCACUAAUACCCAACUCUUCACAGCAUACUCUUAGCAGUCGGGAAUAUGAGAGUUCAGUUCUUGGAAGUUCUACUUCAAUGAAGUCCGGGUCACCAGAAUUGGCAGCACGUAUCUUCAAUACUAGCUCUAAAAAAGAUAGUCAUAAAGGACUGUAGAACAUUGUUGAGCAUAGAAAUAUUAUAUAACCAUCAUAAAAAACAUUUAAUUAAGGAUAUUGGUCUUAUUAAAAUGCUUAAGCUCAAAUGGCAUUUAAAUAUGCAUUAUCUGUGCAAGUAUAUUUCAGCAGCUUGUCUGAACAAUCUGAUUCCAUGUAGAGAUCAGUAUACUUGGUGAUCUUAAUUAUAUCUCAGAUCACAAAGCUACUGAAAUCGAUACAGAACAUGCAUUGUAUGAAUAUAAUUAUGUACAUGGACAGUUACCUUUCUUAGGUAUACAAUUUCUCUGUACACUAUUAAGAUUUAUUGUAAGGUAUCUUGUUCUCAAAAUAUAAAGUGUCAGGCUUAUUAUAGA
Messenger RNA from Zootermopsis nevadensis, 3402 nucleotides. RefSeq lists its product as uncharacterized. Lineage: Eukaryota; Metazoa; Arthropoda; Insecta; Blattodea; Termopsidae. The record is from RefSeq and is a predicted model, not a curated record.